GGUUUCCCCUAGGAGUUCAAGAUCAUCUUGAACUCAGUGCAGCACUAUGUGUAUUCCGAAUCAUUGAGUAGUUAGUACUGUAAGAUGGCAGACGAUCAAAAUGAUCAAAUUGAUAAAUAUACGAUUGCUAUGACUGUUAUUCGAUUUUUAUUGAAUCUUUUAGCAAGAGCUGGCUUAGCUGGUGUUGUGACUUAUUCAAUUUGGCUUCCGAUAGAACAUUAUCAUUACUGGUUUUCUUGGCAUGUGAUACUUUCCACAUUAGGGUACGUCCCAAUCAUGGCUGAGUCCAUUCUUCUUUUCACUGGAGAUGAUGGCUGGAUUAAACUAGUUAGCACAAGAACUAAAUACAUCGUACAUGGAGUACUUAUAACCUUGGGAACUGUUUGUUUUACGGCAGGAAAUAUUGUGAUUUCGGCAAAUACCAAAACAGAUCAUUUUUCAACAGCUCAUGGCCUAACAGGUCUUAUUUCCAUGAUUCUCUGCCUCUUGUCCCUCUUAAUUGGACUAGCAACAUACUACUCAACCAAACUGAGGAAUAUGAUAAAACCUGUGAAACUUAAAUUUAUUCAUAAUUUAGUUGGUAUAUUAGGAUACAUUAUUGGAAUUGUAAGUCUGUGCUAUGCUUUCUAUACUAGAUGGUGGAUAUUUUAUACUGAAGAGAAGUCGAGAUUAGCAGCUGUAAUUGUUACUAUAAUCACAACACUUUGGACCUUGAACGGAAGUAUUUCUUCUGGUUAUAAUCAAAUAAAAUCAAUAUUCACAUGAAAAAUAA
Molecule: messenger RNA, 772 nt
Organism: Harmonia axyridis
Lineage: Eukaryota; Metazoa; Arthropoda; Insecta; Coleoptera; Coccinellidae
Product: transmembrane reductase CYB561D2-like
Exons: 3
Coding region: 85-765 (226 amino acids)
Molecular function (GO): transmembrane monodehydroascorbate reductase activity
Source: RefSeq, a predicted model, not a curated record